This is a messenger RNA of Pantherophis guttatus, 8106 nucleotides long. It is a transcript of the gene TBC1D30, whose product is annotated as TBC1 domain family member 30. The record is from RefSeq and is a predicted model, not a curated record. Gene Ontology annotation, cellular component: endoplasmic reticulum. Lineage: Eukaryota; Metazoa; Chordata; Lepidosauria; Squamata; Colubridae.
CUAAUAGAGGCUGGGAGGGAUGUGACGCUCUGCCGGCGCAGGUCCUCCGUUGAGCAGAAGGGCUUUCCCUUCCUCUUCCACCUCCGUUUCGUGGAGAAUGGGACAAACCCGGAACUCUGGCCUGAGAACUGUUCAGGCGGCGAAAGCGUUGCUCAUCCCCUUCUCUUAGUAGCGGCGCUCUGCAGCCGCUGCGCCCGAGGCGCGGAGAAAGAGCCCAAUGGAGCUCUCGGAGGUCGACUUGGGCGACGACAGGGAGGGCGCUGGAGCAGAAACGGGCAGAUGCGUUGCGGAGCUGCCUGCUCGGAGCAGAGUAAGCAGCAAGGCGGGCAGCCUGGUGGAGGACGAAGAAGCGGAUCAGGAGCCCGGCCGGAGCAGAAGGGCCAGCCGCGCCUCCUCUCUGGUGAGUGGGCUGCUAACCGAGCUCUACAGCGUGGCGCGCGUUCGCCACCGCGACAGCGUAGACAGUUCCACGGAGGCGUCCGCCGGCUCCGACGCCUUCCCCGGGGGGAGAGGCAGCAGCGCUGAAUCCCGCGUCCUGCAGGAGCUGCAGCUGAACUCGGGUCAGCGGCACCAGAGGAAGUACCUGGCUCAGAAAGAUACUAGUGAACUGACAACAAUAAUACAGGAGUUGAAUUAUAGAAUUUGUGUUCAGUCAGCCAAACUGCUUCGCCUUCUGAAACAAAAGGACAGACUUUUACAUAAAGUCCAGAGGAACUGUGAUAUUGUAACAGCCUGUUUACAGGCAGUUUCCCCCAAACGACGAGUGGACACAAAGUUGAAGUUUACACUUGAGCCAUCAUUAGGUCAGAAUGGUUUUCAACAGUGGCAUGAUGCUCUCAAAGCAGUGGCUAGACUGUCCACAGGAAUUCCAAAGGAGUGGAGAAGAAAGGUUUGGCUCACUUUGGCAGAUCACUAUUUAAAGAGUAUAGCGAUUGACUGGGAUAAAACUAUGCGUUUCACUUUCAAUGACCGAAGUAAUCCUGAUGAUGAUUCCAUGGGAAUACAGAUUGUGAAGGAUCUUCAUCGAACGGGAUGCAGUUCUUAUUGUGGCCAAGAGGCAGAACAAGACAGAGUGGUAUUGAAAAGAGUUUUAUUGGCUUAUGCCAGGUGGAAUAAAUCUGUAGGAUAUUGCCAAGGUUUUAACAUCCUUGCUGCUCUCAUCCUGGAAGUAGUAGAAGGCAAUGAGGGAGAUGCAUUAAAAAUAAUGAUUUACUUAAUUGAUAAAGUGCUGCCUGAUAGCUAUUUUGUCAAUAAUCUGAAAGCACUGUCUGUUGACAUGGCAGUAUUCCGAGAUCUUCUGAGAAUAAAACUUCCUGAGUUGUCCCAGAAUUUGGAUACUCUCCAAAGAGCUGCCAACAAGGAAAGUGGAGGUGGAUAUGAACCCCCACUUACAAAUGUCUUCACUAUGCAGUGGUUCCUGACCCUGUUUGCUACAUGCCUUCCUAACCAUACAGUUUUAAAAAUUUGGGAUUCUGUAUUCUUUGAGGGGUCAGAAAUUAUACUGAGAGUAGCACUGGCUAUUUGGGCAAAACUAGAAGUGCAGGUCAAUUCUUGUGAAACUGCAGAUGACUUCUAUGGCACCAUGGGAAAGUUAACCCAGGAGAUGCUGGAAGAUAAACUCAUUGAUAGCAAUGAACUCAUGCAGAUGGUUUAUUCUAUGGCCCAGUUCCCCUUCCCUCAGCUAUCUGAAUUAAGGGAGAAAUAUACAUACAACAUUACACCAUUUCCUGCUACGGUAAAAUCAACUGCAAGCCGACUGGGAAAAAUAAAAGACAGUGAUGAAGAAAAUGAAAUAGAUGAUGAAGACUCCAUAGCAAAUGUUAUUGGAUGUCUUGGACCAUUUAGUGGAUUUUUGGCUCCAGAACUACAGAAGUAUCAAAAGCAUUUCAAAGACCAUAAUCAAGAGCACAGUUUAGGCUCCAGUAACAUUGCAGAACUAAGUCCUGGUGCAAUAAAUGCUUGCCGAAGUGAAUAUCAUGCAGCUUUUAACAGUAUGAUGAUGGAACGUAUGACCACUGACAUCAAUGCAUUGAAAAGACAGUAUUCUCGGAUAAAAAAGAAGCAGCAACAGCAGGUUCAUCAUGUGUACAUCACAGCAGGGUAUGAAGAUGAUGACCUUGGGAUAGUUUUAGAUCCCAGGGACCAGCUGAAUAAUGAUAAAAGUCCAGUUACCAGUCUUACGCCUUCUCAGGUGAAUCAUUCUCCAGUAAUCAACCAUCUUCUGCUAGGGAAGAAGAUCAAACAAACCAGCAAGUCUGCCAAAAACAAUGUUCCAAGCCACACUGGGGGAAAGAUGCUACCAGGUCCGCAUGAAGAUAUUAAAGCAAAGCUAAACUCUCCAUGGCGCACUCACAUGAGGGUACACCGAAAGAACAUAGCGCGAGCCAAAGGCCAUCUGGGUUAUGGAGAUACAAUAGGACUAAUAGAGGAGCAGAGUGAAUGUGGGAAAACUAGCAGUAUUAAUACAAAAGAUGAAACUGCAAAUAAAUUUAAAACUAUGGAAGGUGAUGGGAACAUUUCAAUAGAUGGACAAUCUCCUCAACCAACUUAUAAAAAUAAUGAUUCCAGUGUCUAUGUAUCAGAGGUCCAGCAGAAGUUGGAAACCUUGGAAUUUACACAGAAUAGUAGAGAUGGUACUGAAGAUGAAUCAAGCAGUUCUGAGUUGCCAAGUUUAGCCAAUGACAGUGGAAUAGUGGCAAAAUCCUGCACUUCUAAGCCACAAGUCUUUUGUCCUUUCCCUAGCGUCAAGCCACUCAGAAAAUCAGCUGCAGCCAGAAAUCUAGGAUUGUAUGGCCCAAAUGAAAGAACCCCAACUGUACAUUUUCCACAAAUGAGUAGGAGCUUUAAUAAGCCUUCAAGUGGUAACAGUGGGUCUAAAAAACGAUGAUAUGUAAAACAACUGGCACUUCAUUAGUAUAAUUAUUACAUACCAUUAUUGUAGGUUUUAUUAUGCUUUAUGCUUCCAAAGGGAUUUCUAAUUAAUUUAAUUCUUUCAUUGGAAAUAAUGAAGAGACAUCACUUAUGUAUAUACAAAAAUAAUUGUUUUGGUUUUUUUUUUGAAAAUGUAGAACUACAUAGUGGCAUAAUUCUUUUUCACAUUAAAAAUUGUCUUGCAGCAUGAGAAAUGUUUGCCACUUUAUAGAUAAUAGCCAUAGGAAAGAACUUUAGAAAGUUUAAUUCUAAACCGUUCGGUCAAGAAUUCUCAAAUACUUGAAGGGCAUCUUUUAACUUUAUUCACAUCCAAAAAUGUUAUCAAGACUUCCAGUGGCUUACUAACAGACAUCCUUUAACAAUUUAGAAGAAAAGUGCUUGUCAUCUGUAUUCUAAAACCUAACAUAUUUAAGUAUCUGCAUUUUCAGUUUUCUACCACUGCUAAUUUUUUUACAUAAUUUUAUCAGGCUAAGAGAAUUGUUAACACAUUGUAUUUUUUACUUAUCCUGGGAGACUAAUUAUUUUUAGUAAGUCACAAUGAGUGUAGGAAGACAUUCUUACAUCUGGUUCUUUUUAUCAUUACAGUUUUUAGCAGCAUUUGCUAUUACAACAAAUGUUCUUGGCCUAAUCCUAGAUUACUCAAAUUUAAACUAAGGGAAUUUAUUCCCAUAUGAGUGAAUAAAGGAUGCCUGACAACCAACCAAUCUUCCUUAAGUCAGAUUCAGUGUAAUGCUUUCCCUAAUGUAUCAGCUUGCCAGUUAAGCAAAGUCAUGUUUGUGUCUGUGUACUUUUUAAAGUACUUUUGACAGCUAAGUGUUUUAACCAGUUUUCUCCAUACAUUGCUACUUCUGUCCACACUUGUAGUGAAAUGAUUGUUUGAUUCAAAAGCAUGAAGAGUUUGAAUCUGGUGUGCACAUUGCAGUAUAAAACAGAAUGAGGAACCUGUGUCUUUUUACUGAAAUGUGGUUCCAACAGUCUCAUUAUUAGCUACCGUAUGUUGCUUUGAAGUAGCAGGAAAAGGAGCUUUUUAGAUGUUUCUGAACUACAAGUUCUCAACUCAUGAUAUAAAGACUGUUAAAACUCUUAAGUCUGGAAAGUAUUAUAAAAUGUGGGAUUUUUUCCUUGUUGACAUUUUUAAAACAAAACUUUUUAUUUUUAGGGCUAAUUGAUCAGGAGUGUGUAGACAGACUAUCACAGAAAAGUUUUCUGUGCUGCUCUAAAUACAGGUAGUCCUCGACUUACAACAGCUUGUUUAAUGACCAUUCAAAGUUACAAUGUCCCUGAAAAAUGUGACUUGACCAUUUUUCAUAGUUACGAUCUUUGCAGCAUCCCCAUGGUCAUGUGAUCAAAAUUCAGAUCCUUGGCAACUGGUUCAUAUUUAUGAGUGUUGCUGUUUUCCAAGGUCAUGGGAUCACCUUUUACAACCUUCUGAUAAGCAAAGUCAGUGGGGAAACCAGGUUCACUUAACAACUUGUUAUUAACUUAUCAACUGCAUUGAUUCAUUUAACAACUGUGGCAAGAAAGGUGGUAAAAUGGAGGAAAAAAAAUCAACAAAUGUGUCACUUAACAAAUUUUGGGCUCAAUUGUCAUAAGUCAAGGACCAACUGUCCUGUACUCAAUUUUGGUCUGGUGGAAGGUAAGACAGGGAGACUAUUUUAGAAAAAACGGUACAUAGAAAAUAGCUUCUCUUUUGUCCCUUGAGUACACUUUGCAAAGCAUUUGUAUUUCUAACUACUUUGCAGUACCUGAGAUUAACUGAUAGCAAAUAAAUUAAUUGCAACAUGCUGGAAAAGUUAUCUUUCUGAAACACUUUGCAUGAGCUGGAAUAAGAGCAUUGGAAACUUACAUCAUAAGAUAAUUCUUGGGACAGAAUAUUUGUGAACUGUUAAUGCAAUCAAAAUAAUAAGUGCUGCAAUUACAGUAAAGUUAUUUAAUAAUAAUGAAACACAGUUGGUAAUAGAUGUAAGUUUUCAGCCCAAGAGUACAAAUAGAAGAAAAAGAAUGAUGAUUCAGCCCUACAGAUUGGUCAGAUGCAAAAGGUGUCCUAGUCUAUGUCUUCCUCAACAAUUGAAUAUAUUUUAGAAUAAGCACUAGGUUACUUUACAGUUAACAGAUUAAAGGAUUAUUGUUAACCAUCACAUUAUACAGGAGAAGAGAAUCCUUAAGGCAUCUGUAUAAUAGUUAUUGUGGUUAUGAAUGCAUUUAAGUUUUAUAUUCUAAGAGUUCAGAUAAGCAUACCCAGUCUAAUAAAAAAAAACUAAUUAAAAAGAGAAUUACUGGUUCUAAAUACCUCUUCAUCUAGUUCUGGAUCUGGAACAGCCCUGUGUGGUCUCCUUGGCAAAGAGUUUUUGAAACUUAACAAAGUUUCUCAGAUAUGGCAUUCAGAUCUGCUCUUAAAUGGAUCAUAAGUCAAUACAAAAAAUAGCAUAUUUUAUUAGUACAUGCUAAAUAGUGGCAAUCACUGAAAUAUUUCAUCAACUAGGGACUUGACUCAUCCUGACUUCAAGGCUCUGGGAAAAGUGUCAAGUUCAGGUUCUUUGGAUCCUGAAUAUUCAUUCUAAUAAUACAUCACAUGUAAAGAGCUAUUCUCUACAUAACAUGAAACCAGUAUAAUACUUGGUACAAGAAGUACAUGAACCUAAUCUUAAUUUUGAUUCCUGAUUUCAUUUUAAAUCCUUAAUUGCUUAUCAAUUGCUUCACUUCCUUUUUCAAAAUGUAUACAUUUUUCAAGUUAAACAUUUUAUAAGAAUCUUAUUCCCCUUCCUGUUUAUAAUUACAAUAGAAAACCUAAAAGCUUAAAACGAUUUCUAAUACUUGAAACAAGCACUUCUGUCAAGAAUGUUUAUACUGAUUUAAUAAUAAUGUCAUAUUUGGAAGGUUUUGGGCAAAUACUUUACAGCAGUGUUUCUCUAUUUUAUUGGUUUUUUUUUUUUAAGGCAAAUAAAAUAUAAUAGCAAUUUUGUUUGACAUCGGAUUCGCAGUGUUUAUACAUAUAUACAUGAAAAAAAUAUCUGGUGUCAUUUAUACUAUACAUUUCUAAUUAAUUUCCGCACCUUUAACUCCUUCCUUGAUUCUAUCAUUUAUCCAUUCGUACCAUCUUCCCCAUAUCAUAUCGUAAUCUGAGUUUUCAUCAUCACUUAUCUCGUAUGUUAAUUUACUUGUCUCUGCACACUCUAAUAUUUUGCUAAUUAUAAGGUCAUCUGGUGGUAGGUCUUUCUUUUUCCAGUAUUGAGCGUACGCCAGUCUGGCAGCUGUAGUUAUGUGUAUUAGGAGGUGGACCUUUUCCUUUCCAUGCCCUUUCUUUACCAUUCCCAGGAGAAAUAUUUCUGGGUUCAAAUCAAUUUCUUCUUUGAGUAUGUCUUUCAACCAUCUCUGAAUUUUGCUCCAGUAUCUUUUGGCUUCGGGGCAUGUCCACCACAUAUGAAAGAAGGUGCCCUGACCAUGACCGCAUUUCCAACAACUUGGAUGUACAUUGGGGAACAUCUGUGCUAAUCUUGCAGGUGCUAAGUGCCACCUAUGAAGCAUUUUGUAAUGAUUUUCCUUGUACGUGGCUGCUCUAGUUAAUUUAUAGUUUUUAUUCCACGCCUCUUCCCAUUCGUUGAAGUUCAAACUAUAUCCGAUAUUUCUCUCCCACGCUCUCAAUUGGUUUCUAAUUAUGUCCUCAUCUCUAUCCUCAUCUAAUAAGUAAUUAUACAGCUUGGCCAACGCUUUUUUUCCUGGUCCCAUCAGAAUUUUGUCUAAUCCGUUGUAUCCUAAUUCUAAACCAAAUUCAUCCUUGUCUUUCUGGUAUCUUGAUUUUAUUUGCAUGUAAGUCCACCAAUCUAAAAUUAUGUCUUGGUCUCUCAGGACAUCAUUUGAUUUAAGGUUUCCCCCUCCAUCGAGGAUGUCUUUGUAUCUGCACAGUUUCUCCAUUCCCCACCUGUUGGGAUAAAUCAAUGCCUCUACCGUAGAGAGCCAAUUUGGGACUUUUGUAUAAUAUCUCUGUCUAAUCCCCGCCCACGUUUGUAUUAGGGAGUCCCUGAUUUUAUGCCUGUGGAAGUAGGUUUUCUUUUUCUUAUCUUUGUCCCAUAAAUACGCAUGCCACCCUCUCUGUAAAUCAUGGCCUUCUAACAUUAAGAUUCUCUUAUUCUCCAAAGUGAUCCAUUCCCUUAUCCAUAUCAGCUUUGCUGCUCUAUAAUACAUUUCCCAAUUCGGGAGUCCAAAUCCUCCCACGUUCCUUUUUUCCUGUAAGAUUUUGAGUGAAAUUCUCGAUUUUUUUCCUUCCCAAACGAAAUCCCUCGUGAUCUUAUUUAAUUCUAGGAAAAAAAUUUUCUCUAAAAUCACUGGUAAGUUUUGGUAUAAAAAUAAGAUCUUGGGGAGGAUGUUCAUCUUGAUUGCCGCGAUUUUGCCUAUAAGUGACAAUUUAAUCUUUUUCCAUCUAUCCAAAUCUUGUUUUAAUUUAUUAAUUAAUGGAGUAUAAUUAUCUUCUUUCAGAGAUGAACACCUUUUGGUUAGCCAAAUUCCUAAGUAUUUUAUUUUUGGGACAACCUGUAGGUAAAUAUGGCGAGGUGGCUGGCUUUAAAUUGAACAAAUCUAAAACUAAAAUACUAACUAAGAAUGUAACUGAGGCGCAGAAGAAAGAGAUAGAAGGAACUUUGGGCCUACAGUUUCUCAACCUUGGUUAGUAAAGUAAAGUAUUUGCCCAAAAUCUUCCAAAUAUGACUGAAGGGAAUUCUGGGAAUUGAAGUCCACCCAUCUUAAACUUGUCAAGGUUGAGGAAAAAUUGCUUUACAGUAAUCCAUAUUGGGAAAUAUUCCGGGCAUGGACAUAGAGUUGUCUCAGACACCCAGGUUAUCUGGGUGGUGUUCUUCAUUGUGAGAUAUGGAGGAACUGUGGGAGAAGCUGCUACCAUACAUUGGGUCUGGUGUCUUGAACUUUGCUGUAAUGUAUUAGAUGGGUCUGCAUGCAUUACUGUUGCUAUUUGAAUUACUUGAGUAUAAAACUUAAAGGACUCAGUGGUUUCUAUUUGCCCAAUCCCCUGUGCAUUCUUAAACUAUCCUGAUGUUUAGUGUUGUCUUGGCAUGUUUGUUUGUGUUUCAAAGGCCUCCCCUCCCUUUUUAAAAAAAUUCAGUUUCAAAAUUCUAUUUCAACUUGUUGCUUGUGUAUGCAGAAAGAGAAAAAGGAUGUGUGAAACAA